Sordaria macrospora k-hell is the source of this 528-nucleotide messenger RNA. RefSeq lists its product as uncharacterized. The record is from RefSeq and is a predicted model, not a curated record. NCBI's taxonomy places the organism in Eukaryota, Fungi, Ascomycota, Sordariomycetes, Sordariales, Sordariaceae.
AUGGCAGCCAGAUCGCAAUACACGUCUAUUCGCUGGUUCCUUAGGGCUAUUCUUCACUUUGAAGAAUCUAUUGACAAGAGUGGUGAGCUGAGCAAAGGAAUGCAAAUCAGGCUGGCGACCAACAAGGUUUACGUCGCCAUGAGACGCGAAAAGCUGGGGAUAUCCGACGUUGAUCCGAAGUCAGAGGCUGGGCAGGAAGAGUUGGCGAGAUUCCGGGCAAGGUUCACGUACAAGGAGGCGCAGAAAUUCUAUGUGGCUGUGACGAGGGAACAUGAUGCGAUUGCCGAAGAGAUGGGGCUGCAUUAUCGGAUCCUUAGACAAUAUGUAAACGACGAGGAGGGGGAGGAGGAGUCUAGCACUGAGGAAGUUGAUGGCCCUGACGGUGUUAAAGACGAAGGUGAGGAACUGGGAGCUGCUGAGGAAGGUUAUCAAGUGGAUGCUAAGGGAAGGGAUGGUGAAUCGGAGGCUGAGGAAGAGAACUCUGAGAAAGAGAACUCCGAGGAAGGGGUGGCUGAGGAAGGCUGGUAA